Molecule: messenger RNA, 5388 nt
Organism: Paramecium tetraurelia
Lineage: Eukaryota; Ciliophora; Oligohymenophorea; Peniculida; Parameciidae
Exons: 6
Biological process (GO): intracellular signal transduction; cyclic nucleotide biosynthetic process
Source: RefSeq, a predicted model, not a curated record
AUGUCUUAAUAAUUUUAGAGUCAAUCUAUGUCCAUAUUGGGAUAUGUGCCUGCUUUGGUAGUGCAGCAUCUUUUGAAUCUAAAAAUGAAUAAAUUGUUGAGAAAAUUACCAGAGAAGUAGAGAAUAAGAAGUGUUGUGAUGUUUGCAGAUAUAUCUGGAUUUACGCGAUUAACAGAACUAUUAAGUUAAUUGGGAACUGAAGGGGCGGAGCGAAUAGCAUUUGCAAUUAAUCGCUAUAUGGAAUUAUUGGUUUAAGGAAUUGGAAGAAGUGGUGGUGAUAUUUUCAAAUUCGCAGGAGAUGCUAUGAUUGUUAUCUGGCCUCCUCCUCCAAAUGAUCAAAACUUUCAGCAGAAUUUAGAAACUCUGCUUAAAUAAGCCAUUUAGUCCGCAUUGUUAAUAUAAGAAAAAUUAACAAAAGCAUAGAUCGAAUAAGGCAUAUAACUAAGUGUAAAGAUCGGGUUCGGAGUAGGAGAAAUGAACAUAAUACACGUCGGAGGUGUUUUCAAUAGAAUGGAGUAUUUGGCAACUGGAGACCCUUUGAUCUAGGCAUUUCAUUCUGAACACUGUUUAACUGAGGGUGGAAAAAUCAUCAUCUCUUAGUAGAUUUAUGAUAUGAUUAACAAUUUCUUCGAAUGUUAGAAGGUAGUUGAUCAUGAAGGACACUACGAAGUCAUCAAAUUAUAAUAAGCCAAAGUUAAGAUGAAGGCAGAUGCACUUUUAAUCAAAAAUAAUAUCACCUUAUCAUAAUUCCAAAUGAUUAGAAAUGAGAUACAAUCUUACAUCCCUGCUGCUCUUCUGCCUUAUAUUGAUAUAAAUGAAGAAGCAUGGAGUGCUGAAUUGAGGAGAUUGUCUAUAAUGUUUGUAAACUUAAAAAUGGAUUUGAAUUCUGCAAAAAAUGCUUAGGGAUUGGAAUAAAUUUAAAGAGUCAUUAAAACUGUAUAAAAAUGUAUUUAUAUGCAUGAAGGAUCAUUAAAUAAGCUAUUAAUGGAUGAUAAGGGUUCAACUUUAAUUGUUGUUUUUGGUCUUCCUCCUCUUAGUCACUAAAAUGAUCCUGUCAGAGCUAUCUUAACAGCAUAAUUGAUGAACAAAGAAUUGCCAAAGAUUAAUUGUGGCUGCUCUAUUGGAAUUGUUACAGGCACUGUAUUUGCAGGAGUAGUUGGUACAAGUGGUUCAAGAAGAGAAUACUCUGUUCUUGGUGACUCUGUAAAUCUUGCAGCUAGAUUGAUGCAGGCAGCUUGUUCAGAGACAACUCACAAAAUUCUUAUGUGUUUAGAAACUGCAAAGAGUGCUGGAAAUUGUAUAAGCACUGCCUUUUUGAGAUAAACUUAAGUUAAAGGCAAGAAUGCACCUGUUCAUAUUUAUGUGCCUCUUGAUAAAUUAGUGGAACCAACACAGGGUAAUUUGUUACCCAAUUUCAAAACUCAUAACUAUGCAUAUGGAUUUGCGAAGAAAUCAGAUUUUAUUGCUGUUUAAUUAUUUGGAAGGGAGGAAUAGCAUAAAAAGUUAUUGAAUCAAAUUGAUAAGGUGAUUAAAGGAGUUGACAAGAAGAGUUUGAUAAUUCUAAAAGGAACCUAUGGAUGUGGAAAAAGUAUUCUGGCUAAGAAGGUGUUGCAUAGAGUGUAGGAGAAGAUCAAUUCCAAUUAGUACAGUCCAUGGAAGUAUGGUGAGUAUCCACAUCUCCUUGUUUAAUAAUUGGAUCCCAUAACAAGGACAUUCAAAUUAAAUGGACUAAGGAGUAUUUUGAAAUAAAUCUUUUUAUUGUAUGCAAAAAGAGUAGAGAAGCCACCAAACAUGGAAUUAUUCAAUAUGAUGGUGGAUGUUAAUAUUCACCCACAGAAUAUGAUUUUAAUGUUAUAGGAGAUAGUGGGUUUGAAUGAUAAUAGACAUUUAGAGAAGUUCCCAGCAAGAUAACAAGAAGAGGACAAAGAAAUUGAAAUCAAAAGAAUUGUGUUUCAAUUUUUAAGCAAUUUCUUUGAGUAAAUCCCCAGCAAAUUCUCUGAAUUGUAUGAAGGAAGAUCUCCAGAUCAAAUUGGAUGGGAUGUUAUGAAGUCAUCUGUUCAAAGAUAAAUUAAUUAUUCUAUUAAAUACACCAAUAUAAUAGCACCUGUUGUUUUAUGUUUAGAUGAUAUUUAGAAUUAUGAUUAAAUUUCAUUUCAAAUAUUGAGAUAAAUGGUUAAAACAUAUGAUAGACUUACAAUUUUGGCAUUGUACAGAGAUUCAUUUCAAGAGAUGAUUAUCUAGCCAAAAGUGGCAGAGAAAAGGAAGUCUCAAGAGGAUAUUGCUAUUGAAGGUAUAACAGCAUUAGAGGAUAGAAUGGAUGGAAAUCCUUUUAUAUUGAUGCAAUUAAGAGGAGUGGAAAGAAAAGGAGGUGUAGACGAUGAAUUUGCUAAGAUGAUAAGAUUUUCAUUCAACAUCCAGAAGUUUACACCAGAGUAGGAAUGUAGACAAAGUAUUGGUGAAGGUAGCAUAAGAAAAAGAAAUACUUCUUCAAUUCAUGAUGUUGUUAUACAAGAGAAUUAAUCAAGAGAAAUUAAUAAUUAAUUUCUAUUUUGUGAGAACAAAUAGAAACUAAUAAAAACUGAUGUUGAGUUAUUGUUUAUGUAAUGGAUUUAUAUGAAAACUGGUGGGAAUCCAUUAAUGGUUUUGAACUUUGUUUAAAAUUUGAUUGAUUUGGAUUUGAUUAGACUAAGUCCAAAGAAUGCUACCAUAACAAAUGAAUUAGUUAAUCUAAUUAAUUAUGAAGAAAGUAUCAUAGUAGAUGCCCCUUAUUGUAGAAUUGAAGUAAAUGGUCCAAUCAUUGAUAAGUUAUCCUGUUUAGAAUAGCUAUUACUGAAAUCAGCUAGUGUCAUUGGAGAUAUAUUUGAUAUCUAAUUGUUGAAUAAGACUUAUCCAUUCAAAAAUGCAGUCAACAAUAAAUUGUAAAAGUUUUUGGAUGAAUUAGAGGCAAAAGAGGUAAUUGAAGUCAUGGAAGUUAGAGAAUAAAAUAUCUUCUAUCGUUUUACAUGUCCCUUCAUGAGGGAUUGUCUGUACUAGAGGAUUACAUUUAAAUAAAGAAGAUAAUUACAUAAAGCUGUAGCUGAGGCCAUUUAACAAUUGCCUUUACCAUUUGAAACUGAAGAAUUAGUGGAAUGCAAGAAACUGCAAUUCUAAUGGUUGAUGGCAGAAUCUAAUGCUUAUCAACAGAUUAACUUUGAAAAUAAUGAUGAUAAUAAGUCUAAUUCCAAACCCAACUUUUUGGUAAAUCUAAUUAAUCCCAAAUGUACAUAAGACACACAAAAAUUUUAGAAUAUGUCAAGUAAAGCACUGAAAUCCAUCAUUUUAAAAUAAAUUGGAAAUAAGUUCAAUAGAUCCUAAAACCAUGCAAAUAUUAUUUUGAGAGGAGGAGUCUUGAUUAAGAAAUCCAAAAAUAGAGUAUCCUCAGUUCCCAGGUAUGUGAUUCUGGAUGGAAAAGAACUCAAGUUGUAUUAGAAUAGACAAGACUCUCUCAAUUGCGAAUUACCCUUAUGCUCAAUUCCAUUAAAGAGUAUAUACUCAGUCAUGGCUUUGGAAAGUGAAAAGAACUUCACUCUAUAAAUUGGAUCAACCUAUUGGUAUAAGAAUUUGAAAGAAAUGGGAGAUAGAAAGUUCUUAUUUGAUGCUAAGGAUAAUGAAGAUUUAUAAUUAUGGACAAUCUAUUUGGAAUUCGCCAAGGCUCUUGCCAUUUAUGAGGAUUUUACAAAUAACUAUGGUAAAAUUUGCUUUCCCAUAUCUAACCAAUAUGAAUAGUAUGAUUCACAAUUUAAAUAUGACAUAAGAAUUGAAAAUAAAUCGAUUCGAGGAAUUUAAAUAGAAAAAACACAAAAAAAUAAUAAGGAAUCAAUUAUCUAAAGAAAUAGCAGACGCUCCAAUAGACACUCGAAAUUUACUGUUUCAAGUAAACAAUUUAAGUUUAUGGAAAAGAAUUCGACUGAUGAAUUGUAAAUUUAGAGUGCUUAAGUAGUGGAUAUGCAAUUAUUAAAAGAAAGAGUCAAUUUGUUUUUGUAAAAAGGUAUUUUGCUCUUGUUUUCUCAUUUAUUUGAACAAUCAAUACAAAAGGCAGACGAUUUCAAAAUAUUGGGGAAUACUAGCAUUGCGAUGAGAAAAUUGAAUAACGUAUUUAAAAUAGAUAAGCAAUUGAUUAAUGAACACAAUAAAAAAUCAAGUGCUUUUUUGCAGCAACAAUAAAUAAUGAUGGAGGACAAACAAGAAACAAAGUUAUAGGAUAAUUGGGAAAUAGUAAUUUAGAAGGUAGAAAUGGAUAAUGAUUUAACGAAUAAUCAAAAUUUAAAUUAAAUGUUAGAAGAGAAAAUAGAGAAGACGGAUAUGAUUUUUGAGUUAGAGAGAAAAAGUUCUUAAGAUCAAGAAAAAUUGUCGGAAUUAGAAAAUGAUGAUUAGACACCCAAAUUAAAUUUAUAAGUGAAAUCAUUUAAAGAUUUAAAGGAAAACAUAGAUGAAGAGGAAGUAGACAACUUCUAAUUGGAUGAGAGUGCGUUAAGAAAACAAUAGCAUUUAAGAAUACAAAGACUAUAAAAUUUUAAAGGCUCUUUUGGAAAUGAUUCAUUUCAAAAAAUGCAUUCCGAAAGUGUAUUACGAUCUUCACCUUUGAUGAAAUAAGAAGAUACUUUAACCGAAGUGUUGGCCACUCAAUCUUAAACUGAAAAUUCAAAAAGAGAAUCUACAGACUUAUAUUAAUCAACUUAACAGCCUCCUUAAUUGUUAACUAAGAUAUCGGAGAAAGAAUCAAUUACGGAUGCUUCGUGUUAAGUAAGUCGGCAUUUAUCUAUUUGUUAAGUGGAUAAGAUAAUUCCAGUAAGUAAUAAUUAAAGAUCCAGAUAGACUAGCAAUAUCAAUAAUUAAUAAAAUAGGUCUCCUCCUCAUACAUAAAAAUCAUUGACCCCCACAAAUCACUCAUAAAAAAAUACUUAAUUUAACCUAUUAGACGAAUGCAAAUCUAAAGCAAAAAGAGAUUCUUAAUUAUCAUCUUAAUUGAAUUCAGGCAGAAAUAAGCCUGCUCAUUUGCUAACAAAUUAUAUCAAUUCCUAGAAAACCUUUUCUAAAUAAAAUAAUAUUGUUUAUGGCACAGCAAUUAAUAAUUGUAAGCCAAUAACAGGCGAUAAUUUUAUUCUAAAACCUGGGUAUAAGGUGAUAGUUUAAAGGAUUGACAAGUAAGCACAAUUGAUAGAAUGUUUGUACGAAAAUUUAAUUGGAAUUUUCAGAUUGAGAGACAUUGCUGUUAUUGAAGAUCCUACUAUUGAGUAAAAAAUAGAAAUAACAUCAUUAUUAUCAAAGUAGCCAAGCAAAAGUCCUUUAAAAAAAUAAUUAUAAUCCAACAGACCUAAACCGUUCCUAACUCCUACUAAAAAAAAUUGA